AUGACCACAUUCCUAAGCGGGCUGCUACGAUUUGGUGCGGACGCUGGUGUGAAUUGUGAGAACAGCGAUAAGACAUCGUUCACGUGCGAUCGCAUAGGCACUAAGCAAUUCAUUUCGAAUAAGGAAUACCUCCAGCGCUGUGUCGACAAUGAAGGGACUGUAAAUGGUGCGCGAGGUGCUACAGAUACGUCACGCGCAGUUGACGGACUUGUAGGUGUGCAAGUCGAUGGCACUAUCUGGAGCGGAGGCGCGGUUCGGAUUGGUGGAGGGCCAGAGAUUAGGGGCGGAUUAGGUACUAAGAGCGCAGUAUCCUGGACUGGUACCACGGAUUUCGUUUAUGCAUAUAAACUGAGUGUGGUCCGCACAUUGUGGGGAGAGGUGGCAAUUGAGCGCAGUCUCAGGGCCAAGGUCAAGUGCUGUUCUGUGAACAGCGGGUCUGAGGAGAGCGAGUCUGAGGAAGAUGACUAUGGAGUUCCUCUAGACGUGGAGUAUCCAGAUGACUUCAAAAUUCAGCUCGAGGAGGAUCAGAAUGAGUUCGAGGUUGAGCUUGUUGAGGAAGAUGAUAUCGUGGUUAUCUACACUAUUCCUGUAGGCCAAUGA
This is a messenger RNA of Alternaria arborescens, 600 nucleotides long. RefSeq lists its product as hypothetical. Bases 1 to 600 code for a protein of 199 amino acids. NCBI's taxonomy places the organism in Eukaryota, Fungi, Ascomycota, Dothideomycetes, Pleosporales, Pleosporaceae. The record is from RefSeq and is a predicted model, not a curated record. The transcript is spliced from 3 exons.